CCCAGCACACGCACCAUGGCCAGCGAGAACGCCCCUGCUCCCCGUCGGACCCUGACCGCUCUGCAGAGCGGCAUUGUCGGCGCCUUCGCCGGCACCACUGAGGUCCUGAUCAACCAGCCCUUCGUCGGUUGGAAGAACGCCGUCCAGCAGAGCACCAAGAUCGACUGGCGCCCCAACUUCCUGUACCGCGGUGUUGUCAUCAACUCCGCCAGUAUUGCCCCGAUUACCGCCGUCCAGUUCGGUGUCAAUGGCUUCCUCACUCCCAUCCUCCGCGGCAACAAGGCCGAGGCCAGCAGCGGCGACCGCCUGCUCGCGGCCCUGGUGGCUGGUGGCGCGUCGGCCGUUGUCAGCACCCCGGCCGAGCUGGUCAUGAUCCAGCAGCAGAACACCGGCAAGGCGCUCUUUGAGACGGCUAAGAUCGUCAUGCGCGAGCAUGGUGCCCGUAUUUUCUACAAGGGCCUCGUCCCGACUGCCGUCCGUGAGAGUGUUUUCACCUGCGGCUACCUUGGCCUCGCCCCGGUCCUCAAUGAGAUGCUCCUCAAGACCACCCUCGGCAACAGCGACCCCGGUCGCCUGACCGCCCUGGUGACUGCGUCCAUCGUCGCCGGCCAGAUCGCCGCCUUCGUCACCCAGCCCUUCGACUCGGUCAAGACCCGCAUGCAGGGCGACAUCGGCGCCGUGGGCCGCCCCGCUCGCUACACCACUCUCGCCAAGAGCUUCUCCCUCAUGACCAAGGAGCUUGGUGUGCGCGGCCUCUACGCCGGCAUCAUUCCCCGUGGUCUGCGUAUGGUCUCGGCCGUCUUCGUCUUCCAGAUCUUUGGCCGCCUCUAUGAGGACCUUCUGUUCCCCCAGUAAGGGCGGGGCCAUGUGGCCCGGGUGCAGUCGCGCUGUGGCACAGCGAGCGGCGCGCCCUUGCCAUGUUGCCGCCAUUGCAGCAAUCACCCCCCCCCCUCUCUUCCCCUCAAUCUCGGCAUCCGUAUACACACAUACAGACACGCGUGGAUGCAUACACGUGUGUGAGUGUGCAUGUGCGUGUGCGCGCACACACGUCCCCUUUCUCCCCCCCUUUCCCCAAUAUACAUACAUAUACAUACACAUA
Messenger RNA from Fonticula alba, 1099 nucleotides. RefSeq lists its product as hypothetical. The transcript has 6 exons. Gene Ontology annotation, biological process: mitochondrial citrate transmembrane transport. NCBI's taxonomy places the organism in Eukaryota, Rotosphaerida, Fonticulaceae. The record is from RefSeq and is a predicted model, not a curated record. The coding region runs from base 16 to 855 and encodes 279 amino acids.